Messenger RNA from Poeciliopsis prolifica (blackstripe livebearer), 2510 nucleotides. Its product is annotated as cytoskeleton-associated protein 2. Gene Ontology annotation, biological process: negative regulation of microtubule depolymerization. Gene Ontology annotation, cellular component: microtubule cytoskeleton. The record is from RefSeq and is a predicted model, not a curated record. NCBI's taxonomy places the organism in Eukaryota, Metazoa, Chordata, Actinopteri, Cyprinodontiformes, Poeciliidae.
UCCGCGUGUUUUCCCCCAGACAGAGGCGUACUGUGAAGGAUACCAGUGGCGUAAAGCUGUUUGGACAAACCGUUGCAAGGCCACAUUAUGGACUCCGUCACAGUUUCACGACGAAAACAUCCCAAUAACAAGGGAAACAAGGAGAACACCCAGCCUCCAACUGGAGCCAAAUCCUUAGUUAAAACGGGCCCUACAUCAGCUGUGCCAUUCCGGAUCAAAGCCAACAAACGAGAGGAUGUCUGGAACAAAGAUGAUCCAAUUAAGGCAAAGGGUAGGAAGCCAGCGCCUAGAGAGACUCAAAGAAAGUCGCAGAGAGAUACUAAAGAUGUCAAAACACAAAUACUCAAACCCCUGGCUGAAGCUCCAACACAGUCAUUAAAACCUGCUCCAGGGAUGUACAAAGGCAGGAUUGUCCAGUCAAAAAUUGGCUCCAUUUGGAAGUCAAGUGAUUCCUUGAGUGCAGCAGUUAUGAAGCCAUCAGCACCUAAACCGGAGAGCAGAAAGGUCAAUGACACGGCUGUAAAGAACAGGUCCAAAUCUGUAACCGAGGUGUCCAGGCAAGUGGCCAAAAGGCCAGCGCCGAUGAGGUCCAAGUCGGUUUCCGACCAACCCCGUCAGGUGGGCAGGCCCCCCGUCGGCAGCUGUCGCCCUGCUACGUUCUGCUCUGCGCGGCCUCCCACCAGAACCAUCACAGCCACACUACCACCUGCUACAUCCAGAAGCACAACUGUGGCCGCCUCUAAACCAAGAGGUGGUCAGAACACAAAGCCCAAGAUUCCAGUGACUGACAAGAAAGCCAGUAGACCUGUGAUCUCAAGCACGCUGAGUCAGUACAGAGUUGCCGCAGAGACGGCAGAAGAAAAACGAGCAAAGCUGGCUGAGUGGCUGGCCUCCAAGGGGAAGACUCUGAAAAGCCAAACCACAAAAGCACCUAAAAAAGCCAAAGCUUGGGAUCCACAGGUUCCAGAGAAUGUUGACCUGGAGCCUGGCGCUCAGUGUAGAGUGGAACCCAAUCCAAGCGUAGCGCGUGAAAUCCCAGCGCCCUCUGCGGAAACUUGGAGUGAAGAAGGUAGUGCACAGAGCCCGAUUCCUGUGAUCAAGAACACAACACUGGAUCUGCUGGACGACACCGAGGCAGAUCUGUCUGAACCUCUGGGCAGAGUAGAUGACAUUGUUGUGAACCUUUGUGACGCCCUGGAGGCCAUGGCGAUUCCAUCCGCAAGCUCUGAUGAAGAAUGUAGAGAUGAAGAGCAGAACGAUGAACAGAUCCAGGCUGAGAUCAAAGUGGAAUCGGAAGUGAAACAGGAGGAUGUUGAGGAAAGUGAGGAUGAUUCAGAAGAUGAUAGUAAUGAUUAUGUCAUGGAAACAACACCCCAAACUAGUGCUUCAGUUAUCAAAUACAGCGUGAAGACGACCCCGUACUUGCAGAGCGUGAAGAAAACGAUUGAAGGCGAGGCGAGCGCAUCGAGGAGAAAGAGCAACAUCAAAGACCUGAAGUUUCUGACGCCAGUGCGCCGCUCCAGUCGCAUCCACCAUAAAUCCUCCCAUCUGCCCUCGAUGCUCACCGAUCACGAUCCCUGCGUGUCGUCGCUGGCCGAGCUGGUGAAGCUGGACGACGAUCCUAACGCGUACAUCUACAGGAAGAACCCUGCGCUUCUGCAGGAGCUGCCGGACCAAAAUGCAUACUAAGUAUUUAGUUCUUGUACAGAAACGUAAAGGACUUAAGCUACGGCACACUACGUAGGUGCACUUUGUUUUACUAACCUUAAGUAAGUGUAUGAAACUAUUUUCUACAGUUACUCAAUUUUUCGGCAUAAAAUGACACCUAAUCGAUGUCCUGUUGUGUUUUAAGAGUCAGAAAUCUAAACUCAGAUCAGAGGAUGCGAGUUCUACUAAGAGCUUGCAAUGACUAAACAAAAAAGAGAUUCAACACAAUUCACAAUCAGUCCCACUUUAAUUGAUCACAUUAUAAAAAACAAACAAAAAAAAUAAUCCAAAGCACUCUGAACACUGCUUUCAGUUACACACCCAAUGGAAAAUUAUACGUCCUGAUAUCAGACAGGAUGUUUUUACUCCAGCGUCUGGUGAAAAACAGACGUUCUUAAAAUCCAAAUAACCCCAAAACAACUCAAGAACCAAAAUCACUUUGAUGCAGUUUUCUUCCCUAAAGUAUAAAAAGUACUUCUCGCAACCAUCCGCCGACCCCAUGGGAAGAUGUUCAGUGCUGUAGGCUGAAGAGCAACGCUGCUAUCUGAGGGCUUUAUGUCCUUGAAAGGCCCCGGUUGUCCAGAUCUUUCACCUGAAACAGAAAAGUUGAAUCCCGAAAGAAGAUGAGUGAAUCUGACUCCAGGACUAACAUUUUGAUGUUGGCUGUUGUCCAGUGGAUGUCCAAUGUUCUGUUGUGCUGAAUUGCCUGUGUACAUUUUAAACUGCUGCUUUUUUGUUUGUUGUCUGAAACUGUUGUACCAAUAAUUUGAAGUUUGAAUAAAUGCAUUUUACCUUCCAACCAU